AGGAAGAAGGAAACAAGCGACAUAACCUGACAUUUUUAUUUCAAUGCAACAUGCAACAUUUAAACGGACUUCUUUAGAUUAGAUUUCCUUAAAUAGGUGCGCUGCUUUGGAAACACCUGCUUAUUGAAGCACUCGGACCCUCAGCCACAGGUGCGUUACAACCAUGGCGUCCCUGCUUCUUCCUGUUCUGUUCUUCCUGCUCAUGAGUGUUUGUCCAGCCCUCACCCACAAGCCUCAGUGGCCUUUGCAGCGUGUCCCUGUGGUCCUUCCCCAACAAACUGAGACAAGGCCGACCCCUGAUUUUCUCGGGCCAGCUCAACUAGAGGUGACCUCUUCCUGCAGUCCUGAGUGUCACAAGCAGGCCCCAACGCCCAACUACUGGGAUCUACGCAGCUUCCUGUCUUACGAGACCCUCUACUCAAAUGGCCAGCUGACCGAGACACUGGUAGGAAUCUAUGGCUUUAAUCCAGCCACACUGCAGAAGAGCCCCGCAGUGCAAGGCCGCUCCAGAGCCAAACGGCAGAUCUUUGGCCACGACGGACGUUUUAGCAUCAUAGGCCGGGACUUCUUGUUGAGCUACCCGUUCUCAGCGGCUGUCAAGCUGUCAACCGGUUGCUCAGGCACACUAGUGGGUGACCGGCAUGUUCUCACAGCGGCACACUGCAUCCAUGAUGGGAAGAACUAUGUCAAAGGUGCGCAGAGGCUAAGAGUGGGCUUCCUAAAGCCGCAUCAGAAAGAUCCAGUUAACAACAGCACAAGCAACAAAAUGAAGUUCCAGUGGAUCAGAGUCAAGCGCACUCACGUGCCCAAGGGUUGGAUAAAGGGCAACGCAAAUGACAUUGGCAUGGACUAUGAUUAUGCCCUCUUGGAGCUCAAAAAGGCUCAUAAGCGGAAGCACAUGAAGAUAGGAGUGAGUCCUCCUGCCAAGCAGCUGCCUGGGCAGCGAGUUCAAUUCUCUGGCUUUGACAAUGAUCGACAGGGCCAGCUGGUGUACCGCUUUUGCAAGUCUGGGGAUGAAACCUAUGACCUACUGUAUCAGCACUGUGAUGCACAGCCCGGCGCUAGUGGCUCCGGGGUCUAUGCGCGGAUGUGGGACCGCAGGCACCGACGCUGGGAGCGGAAAGUGAUUGGAGUCUUUUCAGGACACCAGUGGGUGGACCUCAAUAACGCCCCCCAGGAGUUUAACGUGGCAGUGCGCAUCACCCCUUUAAAAUAUGCUCAGAUCUGCUACUGGAUCAAGGAGAACUAUAUGGACUGCAGAGAAGGCUAAAGCUUUGGGAUUAUUUAUGCUGAGCAUUCUAUGAACACACUGGCAUGUUAGCACUGAAACCAUUUUACCUAUACUGUACAUAUUCAGAGUCAUCUAUAUAACUCAACUUAACCAAUUAAAUUGCUGUUUUUAACUUGUCAACCCAUGUAAGGGUUUAUCUGUGUUAAUGUCAGUGAAUUUUGAGGAGACGCUACCGUCAUCGUUCCCGUAAGAAAACAGGACCCCAGAAACAAGCAGCUUAGAGUGCCCCCUUGUGCCAAUUGGUUCAAUAAGGAAUGCCAUCUUGGUUUGUUUUAAGUCUUCUGUUCACAGAGACAGUUAACAUUUACACUAAAUGACAGUGGCCAAAAGUCCAGAUGAAUGUUUCAACACCACCAGUUGCCAAUAAGUGUACAAAAUCAAUAUUCUUCUAUAAAAUAAAGUAAAUGCCUACGUCUCUGUGGAAAAAGUUACAGUAUAAUUGUUGAUAAGAAGUUACUGUUACAGUAUGAUUGUGCCCCUGUGCACAAAGCAAAGUCAAUAAAGACAUAGUAAGACUUUCGAGUUUUAGUAGCCAGCAUGGAGACCUGAGCUCAGUCCCAUUGAUUUAUUUAUUUAUUUAUUAGGAUUUUAACGUCAUGUUUUACACUUUUGGUUACAUUCCUGACAGGAACGGUAGUUACUCAUUACACAAGAUUCACCAGUUCACAAGGUUACAUCAAACAGUCAUGGACAAUUUAGUGUCUCCAAUUCACCUCACUUGCACGUCUUUGGACUGUGGGAGGAAACCAGAGCACCCGGAGGAAACCCACAUGGCCACGGGGAGAACAUGCAAACUCCACACAGAAAGGACCCGGGCCGCCCCACCUGGGGAUCGAACCCAGGACCUUCUUGCUGUGAGGCGACCGUGCUGCCCCCAGCCCCAUUGAACACCUGUAGGAUGAAUUAGAACGCCCAUCACAAGCUAGGACUUCUUGUCUAUAUUACUAUAGUACCUGACCACAAACAUGCUCUUUUGACUUAAUGAGGACAAUUUCCUACAAAAACUCUCCACAAUCCCUUGCCCAUGCCUUGGUUUUGAAAAACGAAGUCUAACAAGCUAAUGUUGAGGUGCCCACAUACUUUAUUUACUGUUAUUUACUGUCCUAAAAAGUAGGGAGAACAUUCACAAAUAGAACAACACUUUCCUUUCAGCCAGCAACGUUUUGGUAAACCACUGUGCAUCGAUGUGCAUCGAAGCUUUUAUAAACACCGUCUGACAUUAGCGGAGUUGUUCUUAAUGCAUGUGGAUUCCUGUAUAAAGCACUGACGCUCUGUAAACACUAAGCUCUCGUGAAUGUUUUUCUUUUCUUCUCUUUUUGUGAAUAAUGUAGUGCAGAUAACCAAAGUUCAACCACAGAUAGGUCUAUAACUACUGUAUGGAGUGUGUCAUGUUAGCACUGAAGCCAUUUUACACACACUGUACAUAUUCAGAGUCGUUAUAUAACUCCAGUUAACCAAAUAAACUAAAUAUUUGUUUUACUUUUGUGUUAUUUCUGUCUAAAGAUUUAUCUGUAAAGCUAAUGUCAGGGGCUUUUAGGGAAGUUAAAUGUGUUAGCCGAACUUUAGUGCAAUGUCGUGUGAUGGCGUUUUGUAUUCCUUUAGCGCCACCUAGUGGCCAGAUACCAAAGCACCAGAACACUUCAGUUUUGAGAUACAGCAGAUCCUACACGACUUUAAAGUAAAUAUAUUAUUAUAUACACCGAUCAGCCAUAACAUUAAAACCACAUGACAUGGUGGUGGUGGUGUGUUGUGCCGUUAUGAGUAGAUAAGACACAGCAGCGCUGCUGGAGUUUUUAAACACCUCACUGUCACUGCUGGACUGAGAAUAGUCCACCAACCAAAAAUAUCCAGCCAACAGCGCCCCGUGAGCAGCGUCCUGUGACCACUGAUGACGGUCUAGAAGAUGACCGACUCAAACAGCAGCAAUAGAUGAGCGAUCGUCUCUGACUUUACAUCUACAAGGUGGACCAACUAGGUAGGAGUGUCUAAGUGAGUGGACAGUAUUUAAAAACUCCAGCAGCGCUGCUGUGUCUGAUCCACUCAUACCAGUACAACACACACUAACACACCACCACCAUGUCAGUGUCACUGCAGUGCUGAGAAUGAUUCACCACCUAAAUAAUACCUGCUCUGUGGGGGUCCUGACCAUUGAAGAACAGGGUGAAAGCAGGUUAAAAAGGUAUGUAGAGAAACAGAUGGCCUACAGUCAGUAAUUGUAGAACUACAAAGUGCUUCUAUAUGGCAAGUGGAGCUAAUAACAUGGACAGUGAGUGUAGAAACAAGGAGGUGGUUUUAAUGUUAUGGCUGAUCAGUGUAGAAUAUAUAAACUCGACUAAUUAAAAUUUCAUACGAAUGUCAGCACCCAAAGCACUUUGAAUUUUCGUUGCAUUUACUCUGUUACAGCACUAUGUUGUUUUGGUAAUUCACAUCUCUGUAAUUGACCCUGUAUUAU
Messenger RNA from Trichomycterus rosablanca, 3743 nucleotides. Its product is annotated as serine protease 23-like. The record is from RefSeq and is a predicted model, not a curated record. Lineage: Eukaryota; Metazoa; Chordata; Actinopteri; Siluriformes; Trichomycteridae. Gene Ontology annotation, biological process: proteolysis. The transcript is spliced from 2 exons. The coding region runs from base 164 to 1270 and encodes 368 amino acids. Gene Ontology annotation, molecular function: serine-type endopeptidase activity.